Rubroshorea leprosula is the source of this 2212-nucleotide messenger RNA. The record is from the annotation of a GenBank genome assembly. Lineage: Eukaryota; Viridiplantae; Streptophyta; Magnoliopsida; Malvales; Dipterocarpaceae.
UAAUCUAUCAUGUAGGAUAUACAAUCUGGAAGGUUGUUUUUGUACUGGACUCAAGGUGGAUCUAGGUAUUUACUAAAGUUGGAAAAACUUUAGUUAGAAAGUAAGCAAAACAAACUAAAGAAGAUGGUGUUCUUAGAUGCUGAAAGCAUCAAGGAGCUAUGGGAUACAUGGAAUAUUAGAGGACUGAUUAUUCUAAGCCUCUUGGUGCAACUGGGUUGCUACAUUACUAUUGGACUCAUCUUACGCACUGGAAGUAGUGACAUCCUGGUUUUACGGGCACCCUUUCUUUUGUUGCAUCUUGGUGGCCCUGACAGCAUCACCUCCUACUCUCUGGAGGAUAAUGAGUUAUGGCUUAGACACUUGCUUGGGCUUUUGUUACAGGUUGGAUCAACUAUAUAUUUUAUCCUUCAGUCUUUCUCACAAAAGAAGCUUUGGCUCCCAAACAUCCUAGUGUUACCAUCGGGCAUAAUCAAAUAUGCAGAGCGGAACUAUGCUUUUUAUCUUGCAAGCUUUGAGCGUUUUGGAAGUAGUUGGGUGCCUAGCGAUUGGGCUGCCGGACUUCCCAUUCCAGUGCAAUUCCAAAACUUGGGAACUGCAGAUCAUCUACCCCGAAUAUUACCAGUAGAUAUUGACAUUCAUAUGGACAGCUUUCUUGUAGAUUCUGAUCCUAAGUCGAUAUUACAAGCAGCAGUUUACUUGCUUGGAUCUAUCAAGAAUCUACUUCUUGGCCCAGUUCAAUCUAGACAACAAACUGCUAAAAGUUUUGCAAACUUUCUAAGCAGAAAUACGGAUCGUGCUGCAGAAAAUGCACUCCAAAAGUUGGAGAUUGAGCUAAGCCUCUUGAAUGAGGUACUCCACACCAAGUUGCCUGUGGUUGUUUCCAAGAUUGGAUGCGUAUGUCGCAUCUUGAACUUGGUUUGCAUCUUGGGAACCUUGCUUUCAUUCUCAUUAGUUAAGAAGCACUACAAGCUGGAGGAGUUUGAUACGUGGCUAACCUUUGGAUUGUUGAUUGGGGCCUUGGCAUUGGAUUUCAUAUCUGUCAUUUUACUUGUUUUCUCCGAUUGGUUUGCUAUUGCUCACUUCCAUAUUAUGGAAUUCAGAUCCCUCCCCAUAUUCAUCACUAGAUUUAUCAACAUCAACAAAUUUAUCAACAGGCACAGAUGGUUUAAUGAAGUUCCGCAGUUGAAUUUUGUUACUUAUCUUGUGAAGGACCAUCCAAAUUGGUUGAAAAAAGUGGCAGAAUUUCUUCUCUUGAAGAGUUUGUUAGAAGCCAUAAAAGGAAUCAUAUGUCAGUCCUCCCAAAAUUUUAAAGAAGACCCACAUUGGCGCUUCAUUUUUGAGGAAGUGAUAAAUUUUUGCAAGACAGUGCCACGAAUCAAGGAAGUUUGGUUUGAAAGAAGCUUCAAAAUUCUUGAAGAAUUUUCAAUUUCGGGGCCUGUUGAAAGGAUCAUCAAGGAGUCUGAUUACACACAAAUCCUUCUAACAUGGCAUAUAGCCACAGAAUUAUCCUUCCGAGGAGAAGAUGAACGAUGCUCUUCAACAGGAAGUAAUGAUCAUAGAGCAAUAUGCAAGCUACUUUCAGAUUAUAUGUUCAACCUUCUAAUGAUGAAGCCUGCUACGAUGGCAAGUGUGCUGAACGACUGGCAAAAAAGUAUUCGAUGACACAUAUGCAGAAACCGAGUCAUUUCUAAGCCGGAGUUCAGUCUUAAAUGAAAAGGAUUCCAGCAGAAAAAUCCUUUCAACUGACUUUGACGAGUUGGCCAAAAAAGUUGAGUUUGGGGGUGACUUUGAUGCUGACUAUCAGUUGACUAGUAGAGAUGAUGGAAAAAGAUCUGUGUUAUUUGCUGCUCGAGAGCUCGCCACCCAUCUCAAGCGAACGGAUGGUUAUCCCUGGGAGAGAAUAAGCUGGGUUUGGGUGGAACUUUUUUUUUUUUUUCUUUGAAAAGCAAAAGAAUUUAUUAAAUGUGGAAUACUGGGGGUAUUCCAACCCAUAGCUUACAUACAUUAGCAGGUGAAAACGAUUUUCUUAAUCACCGGCUUCUGUAGAAAAAAUGUAACAAAUUAAAGUCCUUGGGAAAAGGGUCCAGUUCAAACUCUUUCUUUCAUGUUGACAUUGCUCUUUAAACAUUUGGUUGGGUUUUCGCACCAAUCUUGUAAAGAGAACCCAUCCAUUCCUGCAAUAUUUUUUGCCCAGUAAAAAGAUCGAGUUUGA